GUCAUAAAAAACAAGGAAAUACAUAUAAUGAAUCAGAGAGGGGAUUAUCUUAAUCUGAGUAUUCUGUUUAAAGACGGAUGUGCUGUUAGGGGAGGGGAUGCAUCUCGUAAAGAAAGUUAACGUCAUUUUAAAGAACUAAUCCGCCGGAGUGCUGUGUUUUUAUUUUUUAAAUUAAACCGUAUGCCUAUGAUGGAACGAGCGAUGGAGCAACUCAACGUACAGCUGCAUAGGCUGACACGGUCACUUAGACGCGCAAGAACUGUGGAACUGCCCGAAGACAAUGAAACAGCUGUCUACACUUUGAUGCCUAUGGUGAUGGCUGAUCAACACAGGUCUGUUUCAGAAUUACUUUUGAAUUCAAAGUUUGAUGUCAAUUACGCUUUUGGACGUGUGAAGAGAAGCUUGCUGCACAUUGCAGCAAACUGUGGUUCAGUUGAAUGUCUUGUUUUGCUGUUGAAAAGAGGAGCCAAUCCAAACUACCAAGACAUUUCAGGGUGCACACCUCUACACUUGGCAGCUAGAAAUGGACAAAAGAAGUGCAUGGGAAGACUAUUGGAAUACAACGCAGAUGUUAACAUUUGCAACAAUGAAGGAUUAACUGCUAUCCACUGGUUGGCUGUUAAUGGACGUACAGAGCUCUUACAUGACCUGGUGCAGCACGUCACCAAUGUAGACGUGGAAGAUGCAAUGGGCCAAACAGCUCUGCAUGUGGCCUGUCAGAAUGGACACAAGACAACGGUACUAUGUCUUUUGGACAGUGGGGCAGAUAUCAACAGGCCUAACGUCUCAGGAGCAACCCCUCUUUACUUUGCGUGCAGUCAUGGUCAGCGAGACACAGCACAGAUUCUUCUGUCAAGAGGAGCCAAGUACCUGCCUGACAAAAAUGGAACCACCCCCUUAGACCUCUGUGUACAGGGGGGCUAUGGAGAAACAUGUGAGAUUUUAAUACAGCAUCACGGAAGAUUAUUCCAGAGCCUCAUCCAGAUGACACAGAAUGAUGAUUUUAAGGAGAAUAUGCUACGUCAAGUUCUUGAGUACGUCUCCCAACAGAAUGAAAGCCACUACCAGAGGAUGUUGACUGGUCUUGCUGAAGUAGCCACUACAAACGGGCACAAACUUUUGAGUCUAUCAAGUAAUUAUGAAGCCCAGAUGAAGAGUCUCCUGCGGAUUGUGAGAAUUUUUUGUCAUGUCUUUCGCCUGGGUCCUGCCUCUCCAAACAAUGGGAAUGACAUGGGUUACAAUGGAAAUAAAACACCCAGAAGUCAAGUUUUCAAGGUCAGAAAAGUAUAUGACGUUGUGAAGAAAGACGUCAAUGCCGGUAAAGAGAUGAGUUUCACAGAGCAUGCAAACACUACUGUGACAACUCCUGAACAGGAACCUUUGGAAUUACUCUGGCACUCCUUAGAUGAAUGGAUGGUUUUGAUAGCAACCGAACUGGAGAAAAACCAAAAGGACCCCGAUUCAGGUGCCACCAAUAUCACCUCUAUUUUACUGAAGCAGAGGGAGGCCGAUUCCAAUUCCUCCCCUGCUUUAGGAGAGAAUGGACUCCAGUCUGCGAUAGCCAAAAGCAACAACCAAGGGCAACUGAUCCCAGAUACAAUCCUUGAGAAUCAGGAAGGCUAUGCCGAUGGUGAAGACGUCAUUUCCAUGACUGCGAGCAGGCUCAGUGCUGUCAUCCAAGCCUUUUACAUGUGCUGCUCCUGUCAGAUGCCUCAGGGAAUGACGUCUCCGCGGUUUAUAGAAUUUGUCUGCAGGCAUGAUGAAGUUCUGAAGUGCUUUGUUACCAGAAACCCCAAAAUAAUAUUCAACCAUUUUCAUUUCCUCCUGGAGUGUCCUGAAUUGAUGUCCCGGUUUAUGCAUAUCAUAAAAGCCCAGCCCUUCAAAGACCGAUGUGACUGGUUCUAUGAGCACCUCCAUGCAGGCCAGCCUGACUCUGACAUGGUCCACAGGCCGGUCAAUGAGAAUGACAUCCUGCUUGUUCACAGAGAAUCCAUUUUCCGGAGCAGCUGUGAAGUUGUGUCUAAAUCAAGUAAUGAGAAACUGAAGCAAGGGAUUGCAGUGCGUUUCCAUGGUGAAGAGGGAAUGGGUCAAGGAGUUGUGAGGGAAUGGUUUGACAUCCUUUCCAAUGAGAUCAUUAAUCCAGACUAUGCGCUCUUUACUCAGUCAGCUGAUGGCACUACAUUCCAGCCAAACAGCAAUUCCUCUGUCAAUCCAGACCACUUGAACUACUUCCGAUUUGCAGGGCAGAUACUGGGCUUGGCUCUUUAUCACCGACAGUUGGUGAAUAUUUAUUUCACUCGCUCCUUCUACAAGCACAUACUUGGGAUUCCUGUCAACUACCAGGAUGUGGCCUCUAUUGACCCAGAAUACGCUAAAAACCUCCAGUGGAUUUUGGACAAUGAUAUCAGUGACUUGGGUCUGGAGCUCACCUUCUCAGUUGAGACAGACGUAUUUGGUGCUAUGGAAGAGGUACCUUUGAAACCUGGUGGAAUCAGUAUACUUGUUACCCAGAACAAUAAGGCAGAGUAUGUCCAGCUUGUAACUGAACUACGGAUGACCCGAGCUAUUCAGCCACAGAUUAAUGCUUUCUUGCAGGGCUUCCACACCUUCAUCCUGCCCUCUCUGGUACAGUUGUUCGAUGAAUAUGAAUUGGAACUGCUGCUUUCAGGGAUGCCAGAGAUUGACGUCGGUGACUGGAACAAGAACACGGAGUACACCAGUGGCUAUGACGUGGACGAGCCAGUUAUCAAGUGGUUUUGGGAUGUGGUGGAGAACCUUACACAGGAGGAGCGAAUUCUGCUGUUGCAGUUUGUCACUGGCAGUUCCAGGGUACCCCAUGGAGGAUUUGCAUUCCUUAUGGGUGGCAGUGGAAUGCAAAAAUUUACAAUAGCUGCAGUGCCAUACACUUCAAACCUGCUACCCACAUCGAGUACCUGCAUCAACAUGCUAAAACUUCCAGAAUAUCCAAGCAAAGAAGUCCUCAAGGAUAGACUUCUGGUGGCACUGCAUUGUGGGAGCUAUGGAUAUACUAUGGCAUAGUGACUUCCAAGACCAGAUCCAGCAAUAUUUUUGCACAAAACUCGAUUAUCUAUCUAUCUAUCUAUCUAUCUAUCUAUCUAUCUAUCUAUCUAUCUAUCUAUCUAUUAUAUUACAUUGUUAACAUUGAUGUGUGUUGUGAGAGCAGGACUAACAUUUAAUCUUUAAGAAAAAAUUACCUUAUUUUAAACCCUUUCCACAUUCAUAUACAGCUGUGGCCAAAAGUUUUGCAUUACCUAGA
Molecule: messenger RNA, 3277 nt
Organism: Polyodon spathula (Mississippi paddlefish)
Lineage: Eukaryota; Metazoa; Chordata; Actinopteri; Acipenseriformes; Polyodontidae
Gene: hace1
Product: HECT domain and ankyrin repeat containing E3 ubiquitin protein ligase 1
Exons: 24
Coding region: 181-3039 (952 amino acids)
Biological process (GO): positive regulation of protein catabolic process; protein polyubiquitination; proteasome-mediated ubiquitin-dependent protein catabolic process
Cellular component (GO): nucleus
Molecular function (GO): protein binding; ubiquitin-protein transferase activity
Source: RefSeq, a predicted model, not a curated record